This is a messenger RNA of Auanema sp. JU1783, 1617 nucleotides long. The record is from the annotation of a GenBank genome assembly. NCBI's taxonomy places the organism in Eukaryota, Metazoa, Nematoda, Chromadorea, Rhabditida, Rhabditidae.
AUGGUGUCAGAUAUGAAGAAGCGUGUAGCUAUUAUAGGGGCUGGUCCUUCGGGUCUACCGGCUAUAAGACAUGCAGUUGCUUAUGGAGUAAUCCCAGUAUGUUUUGAAAGCAGCGAUAAAAUCGGUGGAGUUUGGAAUUACACUGAUCAGGAAUCACCCGAUACAUCCGUUAUGCAUACUACUGUAAUGAAUUCGUCAAAAGAAAUGUCGGCGUACAGUGACUUUCCUCCAGAGGCCGAUAAACCGAACUUCAUGCAUCACACACAGCUCUUGCAGUACUUCUGCGACUAUGCCAGCCAUUUUGAUUUGGAAAAAUAUGUCCGAUUGAAUCAUACUGUUCAAAACAUAUACAGAAGUGAAAGUUUCAAAAAUGAUGGUAAAUGGGUGGUGGAGUUCAAGGAUGAUAAGGGAGUUCCCGCGAGAGAAGUGUUCGAUGGAGUUCUGGUUGCCAUUGGACAUCACCAGUUCCCAAAUCAAUCUGCUCGUUGGUCAGGUCAGGAUCAGUUUAAAGGCAAAAUUAUUCAUGCGAAGAGUUACAAACACUGUGGAGGCUACGAUAACAAGAGGGUUGUUGUCGUUGGAGUGGGAAACUCUGGUAUCGACAUCGCCGUAGAAUUGAGCCGUAUUUCACAAAAUAUAGUAUUAUCGAGUAGACGGGGAUGUUGGAUUGCAGGACGUACAUCUGACUAUGGAGUUCCUUUGGAUGUUGCUACAAAUUCUCGUUUUUUCAAUCAUGCUUUACUCCCUUAUGUCCCUUCUUUCUUAAAAAACUAUUUAUUCGAAAGAAAGUUAAAUAUGAAAUUUGACCAUGAAGCAUACGGAUUGCGACCGGCCCAUUCCGUGUUUGGAGCUCACUUGACGACUAAUGACGAUAUUGGAGCCCGCCUAUUUUGUGGAAGUAUAACUAUCAAGCCAAACAUACAGUCGUUCACUGCGAACGAUGUAGUCUUCGAAGAUGGAAGUAGAAUAUCUAAUGUAGACGAAGUCAUAUUGGCAACUGGUUAUAACAUCAAGUUCCCAAUUAUAGAAAACGGUAAACUAAUCAAGACUGAUCAUAACCAACUGGAUUUAUACAAGUUCAUGUACCCUGUCGGGCUAGAGAAAAACACCUUGGCCGUACUAGGGUGUAUACAGCCUUCUGGUUGUGUAUGGCCGAUAGCUGAAAUGCAAUCAAGAGUAUUCUUGGCCCACUUAACUGGUGAAGCCGAGCUCCCAACAGUAUUAGGAAUGGAAACUGAUGUUCAUCUGAAGCGUAUUGAUAUGAUGAAUACUUUUUACGGUAGUGAUCGGCACACAAUUCAAGUUUCUUAUGUUCCGUACAUGGAUGAACUGGCAGCUCUACUCGGAUGCCGUCCACACUUUGCAGAUUUCCUUCUGUCAGACCCCUGCUUAGCUUACGAAACGACUUUUGGACCUUGUUCUCCAUAUGUUUAUCGCUUGAAAGGGCCUCAUGUUUGGACCGGUGCACGAGACGCUAUUUUAAAGUUGAAGAAGCGGGUACGUCAAGGCUAUAACCCAGGCAAAAACUCAUAUAGAAAGAAAGAUGUAGUCUCAAUUGAUGUGUACAUGCUAUUGAUAGUCUUAACUAUCGCUAUUCUUUGUUAUUUUUUGUUUUAA